UCAGCAUAUAUCUUUUUUUUUAAUUGGAGGGAUGCACAGGAGGGGAAAUUGAAAAAAAAAUUUGUUGGCUUUUGUUUACCUGGCGUGUGUGGCAACGGGCUUUCUCACUGCCUGCCAUCUCUGACCUUUCUUUCUUUCCUUUCUCUUCUUUCCAAGGGGGGGGGGAUAAUUCUUACCCCCCAUGUGCAUGAAGGGUUAAGGGGGAAUUGGGGGGGAAUCUGAGAAUCCAACCAAGCCCUGCCCCCCUUCUGUAGAAAACCAAUAAUACCCCCUUCUUUUUUAAAAAAUUUUACCUUCAUCCUAUCCUUUCUCCUCCUCCUCCCACUCCCUCCUUUCCACACCCCCCACCCCCACCCCCAACUCACAACUCUGUUGAGUCCAGAAUUUCAGAAUCUGGUGUUGGGCUUUGCCGGGAUGCUUCGGAGGAAUGGAUGAAUUCCACCCGUUCAUCGAGGCCUUGCUGCCUCAUGUCCGUGCCUUCUCCUACACCUGGUUCAAUCUGCAGGCGCGGAAGCGCAAGUACUUCAAGAAACAUGAGAAGCGCAUGUCGAAGGACGAGGAGCGGGCAGUGAAGGAUGAGCUGCUGGGGGAGAAGCCCGAGAUCAAGCAGAAGUGGGCGUCCCGGCUCCUGGCCAAGCUGCGCAAGGACAUCCGGCCCGAGUUCCGUGAGGACUUUGUGCUGACCAUCACCGGCAAGAAGGCCCCUUGCUGUGUCCUCUCCAACCCUGACCAGAAGGGCAAGAUCCGCCGGAUUGACUGCCUGCGCCAGGCCGACAAGGUGUGGCGGCUCGACCUGGUCAUGGUGAUUUUGUUUAAGGGGAUCCCCCUGGAAAGUACUGAUGGGGAGCGGCUCUACAAGUCUCCCCAGUGCUCCAACCCCGGCCUGUGUGUCCAGCCUCACCACAUUGGAGUCACAAUCAAAGAACUGGAUCUUUACCUGGCUUACUUUGUCCACACUCCUGAAUCCGGACAAUCAGACAGUUCCAACCAGCAAGGAGAUGCGGACAUCAAACCACUGCCCAAUGGGCACUUAAGUUUCCAAGACUGCUUUGUGACCUCUGGGGUCUGGAAUGUGACUGAGCUGGUCAGAGUAUCACAGACUCCUGUUGCUACGGCGUCAGGGCCUAACUUCUCCCUGGCGGAUUUGGAGAGCCCCAGUUACUACAACAUAAACCAGGUGACCCUUGGGCGGCGGUCCAUCACGUCCCCUCCUUCCACCAGCACCACCAAGCGCCCUAAGUCCAUAGACGACAGCGAGAUGGAGAGCCCCGUGGAUGAUGUGUUCUACCCUGGGACAGGACGGUCCCCAGCAGCUGGCAGCAGCCAGUCCAGUGGUUGGCCCAAUGAUGUGGAUGCAGGCCCGGCUUCUCUAAAGAAGUCAGGAAAGCUGGACUUCUGCAGUGCCCUCUCCUCUCAGACCAGCUCCCCGCGCAUGGCUUUCACCCACCACCCGCUGCCCGUGCUAGCUGGAGUGAGACCAGGGAGCCCCCGGGCGACAGCCUCUGCUCUGCAUUUUCCCUCGACCUCCAUCAUCCAGCAGUCGAGCCCUUACUUCACCCACCCGACGAUCCGCUACCACCAUCACCAUGGCCAGGACUCACUGAAGGAGUUUGUGCAGUUCGUGUGCUCGGAUGGCACAGGCCAGGCCACAGGGCAGCCUAACGGUAGUGGCCAGGGCAAAGUCCCGGGGUCAUUUUUGCUACCACCGCCGCCUCCAGUGGCCAGACCUGUGCCCCUUCCUAUGCCUGAUACCAAAUCCACCAGCACUACCCCAGACGGCGCCGCCUUGACUCCUACAUCACCCUCAUUCUCAACGACAGGCGCCUCCUCUGCCAACCGGUUUGUCAGCAUCGGACCCCGGGACGGCAACUUUCUAAACAUCCCACAGCAGUCUCAGUCCUGGUUCCUCUGACAAGAUCUACAAGAAAAAGAAAGAAGAGGAAAAAGGGGGAAGAAGAGAUUUUGAGACAUGGAAAAAUCCCCCAGCCCAGCUCAGCCCAACUAGUCCCACCCCACCAAAAAGCAAAAUUUAAAAGUCAUCAUCCACUCUACCCUCUCCUGCCAGGGGAUCCCUUCUGGCACCCACAGAGCCCAGCCCAGCUGUCAGGACCCAGAAGAAGGGGCCUGGGGUGGAGCCACACACCAGCAGCCAGGAGGAAAGGAAAACUGGGGAAAACAGAAAUUUGAAAAAAAACAAAAACAAAAACAAAACCAAACACAAACAAAAAAGGGUGACAAGGAGCGGUCCCCUGUCCACUCCCUACACCUUUACAUCCCUACACACAGACACAGACACACACAGACACACACACACACACAUACACACUACACUACACUUUAUACUACUGGGGCCUCCUGGCUACAACCCAGGCAAAAGCCAAGGGGAAAGAAGUGAAAGUUGAAAAGUUUUCCAAUGCAUAACCAACCUGGCUAGGAGGUCCCAACUCCUGCCCUGUCUCUUUGCUAAACGACAAAGCACCCUCCCCAGCACACCUCAGGCCCGCUGCUCCCUGGGAGCUGGAAGAACUGGCUUCAGUGAGAUGUUUCCAUCAUAGAAAUCUCAAGGGUCUUGAACCCUUUCUGCCCCUUGCUCCUCCCAGCCUUGGUCCCGUUCCUCCAGCAAGAGCAGUUGAACCUGAUCUGACCUUGGUUGGGGUAUGUGGGUCAGGGUGCUUUCUAAGGCUCUUUUCCAUUUGUUCUGGCACCCAGGACCCCCAAGGGCCUGGGAAGGAGAACCCCCGAGAGCUAGGCCUGACCAGGGAUCCAGUGAGGCCUUUGAUGCCUUCCUGGAACCUCUGAAGUUGUUUUAUGUUUGUAUUCUUAUGCACCAGGGUAGAGAGAGCUGAGUUUUGACAUGAACUUGGCCUGGAGGGGGGUGCCAGUUCACUGGAGCCCAUUGGAAGAGAGGCAGAGUCUGCCCCUGGAAUAGACCUAGCCCAAUAUUGUACCCUCUUCCCUAGAGUCACUCUUACCCCACACCAGCCUUGAUGAUAGCUUUCAUGUCAUCUUAUCAUUAUGUACAGUCUUAUAGGAACAAGUCGAAAUGCUCUCAACAGGACCAGCCAGCUGUCCCCCCUCCCAAGACCCUCCUCCUUGUUUCCUUGGAUGCUCCAUUGUUCUACAUUGGCCUCCCUCCUCUGCUAGCCCCCUAGAGACAGGGCCCAAAAUCGAUGGGAAGGAGUGAGACCCAUUCUGGAACUUGGACUCCAGGAAGACAGUUUGAGCAAAGGGAGAACCAGCCCCCCCCCCACCCCAAGUAUCUCCCCUGCUCUUUUCUCCCCUUAAACUUUUCCUCUAACCCAGCUCUUCCAAAACACCAGCAAGUCCUUCCAUCCAUCCUCCCCGCCAAAAAUAACUCCCAGGAAAAAUCACCAGAGAGGCUUAAUAACCUUGGCCCUGGCCUCCUGGGCUGGCCCAAAAGACCCAACAUCCAGGGCAUCAGCUGGAUUGGCGAAGCCUGAAGCUGGAUUGGAGGAGCCGAGGAGCCAGUCACACCGGCCCCAGGUCCACAGCUGGCUGCCCGCCUCUUGAGAGCUUUUCGGCUGGGACGCUAAGUCGCCUCUACCCUAGGUAGGCUUUGUGUUCACAGACUUGCUCUCAAUUUUAUGUUCCUUUAGAGGUAACGGUUGGGUGGUGGUGUUCUUCCUUUAGUAUUCCAGAGCUUGUAACUCUCUCUCCCUCUUUUUCUCUUCCAUCCCCUCUUUCCUUCCCUGCUUUCCUCUAGCCAGUUUUUAGCUGUAUUUUUUUUCCUGUUGUAGUUGGGAAAUUGUUAUCAAAUUGGGAACAAAAAGAAAUCAACAUGUCCUAGAAAGCUGCUCCUCUCUGCCCCUUCCCCAUCCCAGGGAUGGGCUCAGACCAAGGAGAGAGGCCCAGAGCCAUUCAUUUGGUUUCCGGCUCCUCUCCAGACUGGGUUGGGCAAGGGCAAAGGGCCAGGGGCCGGGGGGGCCUCCAAGCCCACUGAACAUCCCUAGAUAGAUGGGCUCCAGGUUCUCCAGGACUUCCUUCUCACUCUGUGUGACUUCUCUCUCUGUGCCUUACUCCCUCCUAGCUUCUCUGUGGUGUUUAUUUCUCCUCUCCUUUCUCUUGUCUUUCUCUUCUUUUUUCUUCUCUUCUCCUCUUCUCUCUCACACACACAUUCUAUGGAAACACAAAGCACAGGUUGGGAGCCUCAGUCCAACAUUGCACCGGGUUGGGGGGAGCCAUGGACUCUAUUAGUGGUUUUGCAUUGGUUAAAGGCUGUGGAUGGUGUGAUCAGGAAAGGGUAAGGCAGCCCUAAGGGGGGAGGGGGGGAGGGAAAGCUAGUUAGGAGCCUCAGACCUACCCAUAAGGAAAGCUGUGGGAGACCUCCCCCCCUAAACUCAGCCACAAGAGGUUUUUAGUUUUUCAAGUGGAGUGUGUGUCUGUCCCUAUCUGCAGCCUUGGGAAAGGACCAGGAAAGAGAGGGGAGGAGAAAGGAGGAGUGGAAUUGGGGGUUUGGGCCUCCCCAUAAGUGCUGCCUCCUCUCCCGACUCAGGGUGGUGUUAGGAAGCUGGCUUGGGGUGGCUGGGGCCGGGCUGGGGCCAGGGGAGAUUCCUGGUCAAAGUGCAAUGAUUUUCCAGUUCGGUCGGCAAAACAGGGUCAGACCUGCAGCAGGGAGAGGAGAGGGAAGAGCCCAAAGCUGGCCUGGCCAGCCCCCUUCCCGUCUCCACUCCCACCCACCUCUUUUCCUGGGGACUUCCCCCCAGACAAUCGUUGCCACGCACAAACCUCCGUGCCUGGGCCUUGUAUGUGUCCCUAACCUCACGGAGCCAGGCCCUGGCUUGGGAUUUUGGGGAGCCUCAGCUGCUCCCUCCUCGCACUAGGUAUAAAGCUGCAGGCCAGCUGCGUGUGCCUCACCUCCUUGCCCAGCCUAGGUGGGGGGCAGUCUGAGGUGAAGGGAGGGUACAGGGAACCCCCAAAUUAGGACAGUCUCGGCUUAGAGUCGUCUUGGUUGGGGGGCGGGGGAGGGGGGAUGGUAGAGCAAGAUAGAAGCGGGCCGCGGCAAUGGGGGGGGGUGGGUGGGUGGGGAUUUGCAUGGAAUCCGUUUGUUUCCCUGAUUACCAUCAUUUCGGUUUGAGGGCAGGAGGCGGCGGUGGCGACAGGAAGCGGGGACUGUUAGAAAAAAAAAAAAGAAAAAACACAAAAACCUUUUUUUUAAAAAAAAAAACAAAAAUAUAUAUACGGGGGAAUGAACUUUUUUUUUUUUCAUUGAACCAAGUGCAAUGCAUUGGAGAGUUUUCCUAUCUUUGUAUGUUAGAGAUUGUUAAGAAGAAGAAAAAAGUCUAUUUUUGUUGCAAUGUCCUCGCGGCUCUGGGGACACUAAAGAAACGGGCCGCCCGCCAUGUGCGGGCACCGACGCCCAAGUGGGUUUUCCGUUUGUUUGUUUUUUUUUUUUUCGUUGUUUUUUUUUUUUUUUUUUUUUUCGUUCGUUCGUUCGUUUUCGGUUGUUUCUUUUUUUCUUUCUUGAAGCCGUUUGCCUGCGUGGACGAGGCUGAACCGGGGCUUGCCCUGCGUCGCCGUCUGUUCUCGGGGUCGGUGGGAGGGCUGAAGGAAGGA
Molecule: messenger RNA, 5574 nt
Organism: Sarcophilus harrisii (Tasmanian devil)
Lineage: Eukaryota; Metazoa; Chordata; Mammalia; Dasyuromorphia; Dasyuridae
Gene: NFIX
Product: nuclear factor I X
Exons: 11
Coding region: 428-1912 (494 amino acids)
Biological process (GO): regulation of transcription by RNA polymerase II
Cellular component (GO): nucleus
Molecular function (GO): DNA-binding transcription factor activity, RNA polymerase II-specific; RNA polymerase II cis-regulatory region sequence-specific DNA binding
Source: RefSeq, a predicted model, not a curated record